Penicillium angulare is the source of this 2028-nucleotide messenger RNA. Its product is annotated as fungal specific transcription factor domain-containing protein. Gene Ontology annotation, molecular function: DNA binding; zinc ion binding. The record is from RefSeq and is a predicted model, not a curated record. The transcript is spliced from 5 exons. Bases 1 to 2028 code for a protein of 675 amino acids. Gene Ontology annotation, biological process: DNA-templated transcription. NCBI's taxonomy places the organism in Eukaryota, Fungi, Ascomycota, Eurotiomycetes, Eurotiales, Aspergillaceae.
AUGGCGAGCAACCAUGUCCGCAAACGCGGUCGCCGCCCUCGUUCAGAUUCAAGUCGCUACCCGAGGAGAGAAAAGCGUGGUUCUACUGAACGUGAACCAUCACAAUACAUGACUCCUAGUUCCACAGGCACUGGUGCAUCAAAUCCUGCUUCUCUGCCAGAAAGCUCCGGUUGCAUGGCACCCCCGGAUUGCCGAAGACGUACUACAAACUCCACAGAUGGACCACCGGCCAACUCGACGGAGUUUGUAGAAAGUCCCACCGAUUUUCAUACGGCCAAUUCUCCAUAUACCACUCAAACACAAGUUUUUAACGGGUUGUUUCAGAUUCCUGCUGAUCCUAAGGAUCUAGGCCCUAAUCAAACUUCACUUUCACCUGGUCAAAUCUCACGCCCCUCUAGUCCUAUCCAUACUUUCCAUAAUGACACAUUUGAUGAUGUCUCCAGUAAUUCCAACAAAUUUCCGCUCAAACAACAAUACCGCUGCUUGGACACAAUUGCCCAUAACUUGAAAGGGAUAUUGUCUUUGGAAGAGGCCUCAGAUAUGCUGGAAAUAUACUUCAACGAAGAGUCAAAUUAUCCCUUCAAAUCUACGUCUCCAUACAUGUUGGCUCAUGUUUUGCACCCCUCAACAAUCUCACAACCUACAUGUACCCGUCCUAUCUCUCCUGCUUUGGUUGUGGUGAUUCUCUUCUGUGUUACACAAACCGCUGAUAUGAGGAUAUUUGAUACGCCUGGCGCCCGAGAGCGUACAAGCGUCGACCUAUAUCGUCUUUCAGUGGACUUGCUUCAAGCCGAAGAUCCAGAUAAUUAUUUUCGCACAUCUGAUGGCUGGCAAUUUCAUCCUCAGACUACAAAGAGCCCCCAGCCUGAUACAAGAUCGAGCCCGGACUUCCAGCCUUCUGGGAAAUCUCUACUUCCUAAACAGCUUGGAUCGACUGAUAUCAUUCUGGCGGUUGCUAUAUUGACAUUGGCGAUAUCUGGAGGUCACUAUAAGGCAGAUUCUCUUAAGUGGAAAGACAAACUGAUACGACUGGUUCGGGCUAGUGGGCUUAGUAUGGAAGACCAGGAUAUCGAUCUUGGGCCAGUAUUUUGUGGUCUUUACAACGGCGAUGCUACGUUUCGACGAUGGUUGAUUUCGAAGGAGGAGCGACGGCGGUUGUUUUGGCUCAUUUACUCAUUGGAUCGCCAUUUAGCAUUAUCUUUCAACAUGCGAAUCAGUCUCCCCGAAGGAACAUUUUGUGUAAGAAACCCAUUACCUGAAACAGUGUGGCAGUCCCUCGACACAGCAGACCUGACAUACAUGCCUACAUGUCAACUUGGCCCACCAACGCAGAUCACAGGCUGUGGGUUCUUUGAAUACUUUUUACCCUUGGCGUCGCUUUUAGGCCAUAUCAUCGAUAUGCAUCAUUAUCGCAGCCAUCCCAAUUUGGGAAAGUUCGUUCCUCAAGCUGCUGUCCAUCAGAUUGAAGCUAUGAUAUCCCAACGAGAGCAAGAGCUAGAUUUUUUGACAAGUCAGAUGAAUGGAAAUCCAACAAAUGGCUCCCAUAGCCAUGGAUUUUCCCAGCCCACCGACGGGCUUUCUCGAAUGACCGAGAAAUUUGGCACCCCUAAAUCGGGAACCUCUUUGCAAUCGAAGUUACACUUGGUUCAUAUAUACAGCACAUAUUUGCUCCAUGUCUUUUACAUCCUUCUUCACGGCAAAUGGGAUCCAAUCUCAAUGAUUGAAGACAAGGAUGACUGGAUAACAUCGGAGAGCUUCUUAAAAUGCGCCUCCCAUGCACUUAGCGCAACGGAGGUAGUAUCUCGAAUUUUGACCCUAGACCCAGAAAUGCUUUUUAUGCCAUAUCUAUUUGGGAUAUAUCUCCUUCAGGGGAGCUUCAUUCUCUUGUUAUUUGUUGAUCGCAUGCCAGAGCUUGGCCCAAAUCGAUCUGUUGAGGAGGUCUGUGAGACGAUCAUUCGUGCCCAUGAAGUGAGUGUCGUAACACUGGACACAACAUUUCAGAAGGGUAUUCAGAUCUAUGUUAUAUGA